UCUAUCUGCUUGCUAAAAGUCUCUGAGGACGAACGAGAGAGAACCAAAAAAAUGAACAAGGCCCAGGAGUUUCUAGCAUUGACCGAAGAGGAAUCGGAGAGCGUGUCGCGACUCACCGUCCCUCCUCACCGAGUUGGGGUGGAACCGAGUUUCUACGAGGACUUUGUCCUCAGAGGCAUCCGAGUCGACCGGGUGGAACCAGGCUUCGUCGCCUGUACUUUCAAGGUCCCUCCUCGCCUCACCGAUAGCAAUGGGAAGUUGGCUUCAGGUGCAAUUGCUAACCUUGUUGAUGAAGUCGGUGGUGCUGUAGUCCAUGUUGAGGGUCUCCCAAUGAAUGUUUCAGUGGACAUGUCAAUCUCUUUUAUUUCGACUGCGCGGGUUCAUGACGAGUUAGAGAUUACUUCAAGGGUUUUAGGACAAAGAGGAGCUUACUCUGGAACAAUCGUCCUUAUGAGAAACAAAGCAACGGGGGAGAUUAUUGCUGAAGGUCGGCAUUCAUUGUUUGGUAGACAUCCCAGCAAAAUCUGAAUCCAUUUCACAUCAAUGUUAUGAAGGUUAACACAUGUGCAUGUUCUAAAUUCUUCUAGACGGUUGUUCUCUUUUUGUAGUGGAGUGAAUGUAUCUUCAAUUGAAAGAUUUUUUUUCAGUAUUCUGGCAGUGCAUGGAGUUAGGAAUUUGCACUUAGUUUAAUUGCUGUAAAUGUGAUUGGGUAAUCAUUUAGUUAUUAUAAAUUCGACAUGAUAAAGAGAUAUCCGAUAUUUCAUUU
Molecule: messenger RNA, 766 nt
Organism: Corylus avellana
Lineage: Eukaryota; Viridiplantae; Streptophyta; Magnoliopsida; Fagales; Betulaceae
Product: Thioesterase superfamily protein
Molecular function (GO): fatty acyl-CoA hydrolase activity
Source: RefSeq, a predicted model, not a curated record